AUGGAGAACAGAAGUGACGAAGUAGUGGCAACAGAAUCAUUCAAGGCGAAUAGUGCAAAUACCCUUAAUAAUUCCCCCUCAUCAUUACAACAACAAUUAAAUACGGCUUUAACUAGUUCAACUUUAUCUGCCAAUAUCUUAAGUAUGAGUAGUGGUAGUGGAAUACUAGAACUAAAGUCUCCCUUUCCUAGAAUUACUUUUUCUCCAAUAUCAAAGAUCAUGACUAAAUCAAAUUUUACAGUUAAGAAGAACAUAGAGGAGCUUGUGGAAACAGAAGAGUAUUAUAUCAAUUGUCUAAAAAUACUUAUCAACUAUUAUAUCGAACCAUAUUUAUUUAAUAAUAAUUCAGAAAUACCCGUCCCUUUAUCAUUAAUGAAUCUAUUUUUAAGAGAAUUAAUUCAAAUACAUACUCAAAUAUUAUAUGAUAUCAUCAAUGACUAUUCUCAAUUAAAUCAACAACAUCAGAUUGAAACGUUAGUGGAAAAGAUUGCUUAUGAUCUUACAAAACUGGAAUAUCUGAUAUAUAUUUAUCAGGAGUAUUGUAACGUUUAUGAAAAUGUUUUGCAAUUACUUGGUCAACCUCAUCCAUGUCUUGAAACUAAAAAUAAACCUAAGAAUAUGAGUAGAUUACCAUGGAACUUUAAAUGGUUAAAAGGAUGGGAAUUAUAUCUUGAAGCAAGUCAACCAAGAUCCAGACAUUUGGACUUAUCAUUUCCAUCAUUAAUUCAAAGACCAACUGCCAGAAUGGGGAAAUAUAAAUUGAUUUUAGAGGCAAUUAAUAAGAGUCAAUCAUUCAAAUUAGUGAAAUAUAUUAAUAUACUUAAUUAUAACUUAAAUUGGAUAAAUAAUAACUGCAAAAACUGCCAAAUAGAUUCACUGGUCACUUCAUUAAAUGAUGUUAUAGAUUUUCGGAAUGUAAUAACAGAGAAUAAUUUAAAUCUGGAGUAUUUUGGCAACCCAUUUUUAAUUGGUUGUACUAACUGUAUUUGGAUUGAAACCAAAUCAAUAAAACAAGGUAUCUUUGCUACUAUACUUUAUAAAAGUCAUUUAUUGUUAGUUGAAGCAGUUGAAAAUUCCAAACUCAAAUGUGAUAUUAAGUUCAUAAUUCCAUUAAGUAAGAGUCAAUUAAUAAAAAAUAUUAGAGAUAGUGAUGGUGGUCUUUAUUUUAAUCAUCCAUAUUGUAUUAAAAUAUUAUUUGAAGAUAAUUAUUGUCAAUAUGAAUUAUUAUUUGCAAUGAAUACUGAACAAGAAUUUUAUGUAUGGAAUAAUUAUCUUGAUACCCAUAUAAAUGUGAUAAAUGGUCCCUAUAGAAUGGAUUUUUCAAAUAUUGAAAUUACAAGCUUAUGUAAAUUUCCAAAUUUAAUUAUACCAUAUAAUGUAUCAUUGAAUUAUAUGUCAUCCAAAUCAUCAAAUUUAUGUUAUUUUAAUGAAUCCAAAGUUUUUGAACUUCCAAUGUAUCAAAAUAAAAAGAAUGAUAAUGAAUAUGGUUAUGUUAAUUUAAUGUCACACGAUGAUUUUAAUAAGAGGAAUUAUAUUGAGAAGACAUUCAAAUCAUUUUGGAGUACAAGAGAGAUUCCAUUAUUAACUAUUAGUGAAGAGGUGGUUGAAAAUGUAAUUAUAUUGACACAUUCACUUAAGAAGAGUUUUAGUCAAUCAUCUACAAGAUUUAAACAUUCAAUUAAACUGAAUUUUAAACUGUCAAGUAACUUAUAUGAAUUUUGGAAAUCAUCUACUCAAAAGAGGAUUAAAUAG
Messenger RNA from Scheffersomyces coipomensis, 1752 nucleotides. RefSeq lists its product as uncharacterized. NCBI's taxonomy places the organism in Eukaryota, Fungi, Ascomycota, Pichiomycetes, Serinales, Debaryomycetaceae. Gene Ontology annotation, molecular function: guanyl-nucleotide exchange factor activity. The coding region runs from base 1 to 1752 and encodes 583 amino acids. The record is from RefSeq and is a predicted model, not a curated record. The transcript has a single exon.